CCCCAGCGCGUUUCUGAAAGGUUGAGAUGUUUUCAACCAGAAGCUGGGAGCGGCCGCACAGAAGGAAAUCAGACGCUGGAACAAGACGCUGGAACAAGACGCUCUUUGGACACAGACCAUUACAGGACGCCCUCUGUAAAAUAUCUACGGUGGCCUGCGUGGACACACUGGAGGGAGACAGUGAAGGACACGUCCGCUUCAAGACCCCCGAGGAAGCCCAGGCCGUCGUCAAGGACCGUUCGGCCGUCGCCAAGGAACACGGCUGGACGCUGGAUCUGCUCUCUGGUGAUCAUGAGCAAAGGUAUUUGCCGAAGAGUGACUGA
Molecule: messenger RNA, 323 nt
Organism: Gadus morhua (Atlantic cod)
Lineage: Eukaryota; Metazoa; Chordata; Actinopteri; Gadiformes; Gadidae
Product: la-related protein 7-like
Exons: 3
Coding region: 27-323 (98 amino acids)
Molecular function (GO): RNA binding
Source: RefSeq, a predicted model, not a curated record